AUGCGGGAUGCGCCGUCCGAGUCGAUGUCAUCGUUUGCUGCAAAAACUUUUAUCACUGUACUACUAUUCAGAGAAAAGACUGUAACGCUGGAUUCAAGCGGCGAAGAGCAAUUUGCAAUCAAGUUGCAAAGUGCCCGCACAAUGGAGCUGUGUCUCACCAAGUGGUGGUCAAAUCUGGAUGAAGCAGUGCUGGAAGCCGAAAUGGUCUUCUAUGGUAUUCUCCCUUCACCAACCAACAUGAAUAUU
Gongylonema pulchrum is the source of this 246-nucleotide messenger RNA. The record is from the annotation of a GenBank genome assembly. Lineage: Eukaryota; Metazoa; Nematoda; Chromadorea; Rhabditida; Gongylonematidae.